This is a messenger RNA of Talaromyces stipitatus ATCC 10500, 1311 nucleotides long. RefSeq lists its product as uncharacterized. The record is from RefSeq and is a predicted model, not a curated record. The transcript has 2 exons. Bases 1 to 1311 code for a protein of 436 amino acids. NCBI's taxonomy places the organism in Eukaryota, Fungi, Ascomycota, Eurotiomycetes, Eurotiales, Trichocomaceae.
AUGGCGGAGGUAGUCUCGGGCCUCGUAGUGGGCCAACGGUUCGAUUCACUCGAAGACUUCAAAUCGGCCAUACGCAACAUCUCCGUCCGACAACAUUGGGAUCUUCGAGUCAUGCGAAGUAACAAGAAGAGUGUCGUGCUCGGAUGUCGGUCGUCGGCCAAUUGCUACUUUCGUGUCGUGUGUCGCGCAAAUAAGAAUGCAACCUGUCGACGGAAUCUGGCUUCACCUGCUUCGACCCCUGCUCGGUCAGAGGCGUCACAUGUGCGGUUUUUGCUGAAUGAGAUACCGAAGCUGUUUGAUAUGAAGACCAGGAUUAAGGGUCAGGAUGUGGUGGAAGCAGUUAAACGGUAUCAUGGUUAUGAUAUUUCAAUGCGACAGGCACAGCGCGCUUUGACUAAGCUACAACCGAGACAGUCGAGAGGAGGUCACGCUCAGGUCGUAGCUGAUCAUGAGAAUCAUAACAUCCCUCAUGACCAGUCAUCAUCAUCAGUCCGAGUCAAUAACGAAACAUCGUUUGACCCUUUGACUGACGACCGCGGCUGGCCCGAGAAUGGUCUUUCGACGACAUUAAUGGAAGACGAUAGCAUUGAUCAAGACGAUUCGCCUACAGAGACGGCCUCUGCAGCUGCAAUGGUUCGCGUGCAGCAGAGCAAUCCAUCUCUGGCCACAAUGUCGCAUCAUCACGCUCAACCAGGGCCUUCCGAGACUCGAUCUCUCUCAGUCUCGACAAUGUCCCAUCAUGCUUCACAGAUUGCACCUCUCGCACCAAGCGGACAAGGAUCGUAUAUCCAACCUAUUCAACUACCUGUUCCUCCACCUAGUCCUCCUAAAACGCAGAGUUCGCCCUCCAUUCGUCACCCUCAUCAAUCAUCUCAUCCCCACCCACAAUCUCGACCACAACCUCCUCCACCCCCUCCGCAACAUCAACAACCAACCCACACAGGCCACCCGGUUGCCGCUCAACUAGUACUCACAAACUUCAAAAUAGAAUUCACGUGCACCUCAUGCGGCGCCUUGAAUCAAAGUUUCUUCCCAAAUCAAGGCAAUGUCACAGGUGGUAAUUACUUACCUCCAGCAGCGACACACGGCAUACCCCCUUCUGCUCCUCCAGGUCCUCCUCCGCCUUCAGCUGCUACCAACGGCCGUUUGACGACCAUGGACGGAGUACCAACCGACGCCACAACCAAUGCCGCUGCCGCCGCGGGAUUUGGCGAGACUGAUUAUCAAACAAGUGCAACUUCACACGGUGGUCGUGAACUACCUCCAUGGGGAGGUGGGCUGGAUGUAUCCCUUCCUCCGCCGAAUACAUAA